Molecule: messenger RNA, 2168 nt
Organism: Rhinopithecus roxellana (golden snub-nosed monkey)
Lineage: Eukaryota; Metazoa; Chordata; Mammalia; Primates; Cercopithecidae
Gene: THUMPD2
Product: THUMP domain containing 2
Exons: 11
Coding region: 928-1737 (269 amino acids)
Biological process (GO): tRNA methylation
Molecular function (GO): RNA binding; tRNA (guanine) methyltransferase activity
Source: RefSeq, a predicted model, not a curated record
ACGUGACCUGAAGCCGCGGGGGCGCGCCCCAGCCGCCAUGUCGGAGACGCGUGGAGAGCCGGGGUCCGGAACUGAGGCCGGCGCCCGAUUCUUCUGCACCGCGGGUCGCGGCCUGGAGCCGUUCCUGAUGCGCGAGGUGCGGGCGCGGCUGGCGGCCACGGAGGUUGAAUAUAUUUCAGGAAAGGUUUUUUUCACCACCUGUUCUGAUUUGAAUAUGUUGAAGAAAUUAAAAUCUGCAGAAAGAUUAUUUUUGCUGAUUAAAAAGCAGUUUCCACUUAUUUCUUCUGUAAGUAAAGGAAAACUAUUUAACGAAAUGCAAAGACUUAUAAAUGAAGAUCCAGGAAGUUGGUUGAAUGCCAUUUCAAUCUGGAAAAAUCUUCUUGAACUUGAUGCAAAAAAGGAAAAACUUUCUCAGAGAGAUGAUAACCAACUAAAAAGAAAAGUGGGAGAAAAUGAAAUCAUCAUUGCAAAGAAAUUAAAAAUAGAACAAAUGCAAAAGAUAGAAGAGAAUAGGGACUGCCAGCUGGAAAAACAAAUAGAAGAAGAAACUCUGGAGCAAAGAGAUGUUACCACUAAAAGCGAAAACUUUCAAGAAGAAUUUCAGAAUGACAUAGAGAAAGCAAUUGAUACUCAUAAUCAAAAGGACUUGACUUUCAGAGUAUCUUGUCGCUGCAGUGGAACUAUUAGAAAGGCCUUCACUGCACAGGUCCUGUACAUGGGAUUAUCACCAGGACCUAGACUGCAAAUGCACGUGAGGUCUCAGCAAUAUAGAGAAGAGCGAACACCACAAACUGGCCAUCACCAAACCUCAUCAGUUGGCCCUUACAAAGUUCAGUGAUGUUAAAGGCCAUUGGUCUGAAUACUUUAUCAACCUUAAAAUCAGUCAGACCCUAAAGGGAGGUGGGAAAAGUAAUUGGAAUUGCUAUUAUGAAACACUUCGGAUGGAAAGCAGAUUUGAGGAAUCCAAAAUUAGAGAUCUUUAUACAUCUAAAUGACGUUUACUCUGUGGUGGGAAUUCCUAUGUUCAGGGUUCCUCUAGCCAGCAGAGCUUACAUCAAGACAGCUGGACUGCGAUCUACCAUAGCGUGGGCAAUGGCAUCUCUCGCUGACAUUAAGGCUGGUGCAUUUGUUUUAGAUCCAAUGUGUGGACUUGGAACAAUACUUUUGGAAGCUGCUAAAGAAUGGCCAGAUGUGUAUUAUGUAGGUGCUGAUGUCAGCGACUCACAGUUACUAGGUACUUGGGACAAUCUGAAAGCUGCAGGCCUUGAGGAUAAAAUCGAAUUACUUAAAGUCUCUGUUAUAGAAUUGCCAUUGCCUUCAGAAAGUGUUGAUAUUAUUAUUUCUGACAUUCCAUUUGGGAAAAAGUUUAAGUUAGGAAGAGACAUCAAAAGCAUUCUACAAGAAAUGGAAAGAGUGCUUCAUGUUGGCGGAACCAUUGUAUUGUUGCUUAGUGAAGAUCACCACAGGCGCCUUACAGAUUGUAAAGAGAGCAGCAUCCCUUUCAAUUCCAAGGACAGUCACACAGAUGAACCUGGAAUUAAAAAGUGCUUGAAUCCUGAAGAAAAAACUGGUGCAUCCAAGACAGUGUCAACUUCAUUCGAAGCCAGGAACCAUGAGUUCUUAGACAGAAUGUCACCAUUUGGCUCCUUGCUACCAGUGGAAUGCUACAAAGUUAGCCUUGGAAAGACAGAUGCGUUCAUAUGUAAAUAUAAGAAGUCGCACUCUCCUGGACUAUAGCAGGCUUGCUGCCAUCAGCGGGGUUCAGGCCCUUGUAAGUUAGCUGUACAGCAGAAGUUUGCUGUCUCUAGGAUUCAUAUAGUACCCACAGAGCUCCAGGUAACCAAAUUCCCCCAAAGACAGGAGGUGUGGCUGUUGGGUACACGUACUUGGUAAGAGUUUCUGCUUUAUAUUCUAAAGUGCCUAAUGUUUUUGACAAAAAAGUUACCGAAUAUUUUUUAGACUUAAGUUUUAUAUUCUGUCAGAAUGUGAAAAGUUCUGCCCAGUUUCUGAGCAAAAACUUCAAUUUCAAAAUAAAAGUUUUCAGGGGUUCACCUAAGUGUAUCACAAUCAAUACCAGACUGGGGAUAUUUAACUAUCAGAUUUUCGGAAAUGUAAAAACCUUUAUAUGUAACUUCUUUUGAUAUUAAAAUUGAUUUUUGAGCCUGUAA